Molecule: messenger RNA, 1080 nt
Organism: Petromyzon marinus (sea lamprey)
Lineage: Eukaryota; Metazoa; Chordata; Hyperoartia; Petromyzontiformes; Petromyzontidae
Source: RefSeq, a predicted model, not a curated record
CCCAGCCCGCGGCACUUCCCGAUUAGCACGAUUGGCUACGCACGGUGCGAACGAGCUUCAGCGUACACGCGCACUUAACUGUCUAAACUUUGCUGAAAGCCAUGUCCAGCCUUGCGAGCACGGCGCUCUGCAGCAGCACCCCGUGGCUGCUGCUUCUGCUGCUGCUCCUGUUGCCUGCAAUUGCGCCAGCGUUUGCUCAAGUACCCAGCAGCAACUACACAUGCGCCUUGGACAUACGGUUCGCCGAACACCAAGUCUUCAAGGCAAGGAUUGGCAUCCCUGUGAAUCCAUCAAUCCUUUGUCGUGGAAGUCAAAGAACACAAAUGAUCAAGGAUGUUCAGAUGACUUGUGACCCUGGUGCUGCAGAUGGAAACUCAAUCAUUAAAAUGGAACAAAAUCCAGAGAGCCUGGACUCUUUUAGAUAUAAAUUGGAUUGUGGCAAACGAUUAGAAGAUUCUGAACUGAAUUAUGCAGUUAUGUUUGUUCUCUCCACAACACCGCUGAUGAGUAAUCCACGCAAUGUACACUGUGACUACCACUUGCACGUGUGUCACGGUGAAGAAAAAAUGUCGUGGCAUUUUCACGUUGCAUUGCCAAGUUUUAAACUAAAACUAUUGUGCAAUACUAUGUUACAACCAUCCGUGAGCAGAUAUUGUGACAAUGAAGAAAAUCCAACCAAGCUAAACAUGACUUACAAGAAUCCAGAUCUGUAUAUUUGCGGAUGGAAUUUAGUGUGCCCAAUCGAUGUGGCGGGACCUGAUCCCACCCCUUCCAACAAAAAAAACAGCGGUUGCGUCGUAGGCACUGAAAUGGCAUGCGGUGCUCUUAAACUCCACCCUGGCUGCAUUGCUCCAUUCAUCAUCUUCCUCUACAUUCUAGUCCAGUCGGGUUAACUGGCUGCAGCAACAUCUGCAUUACAAGGGAAUGAUGGAACGCACGCACGAGUUGAAAAAGGCAUUGGUUUAUACAGUAUUGAAGUAAACACACACACACACUAUACAUUUUGAUUUAAAGCUUUCGUGACUGCAGAGAUUCAUAUUCUUGGUUCUUUCGGUAAAGUCAUGUAGAAGGGAAACAAUG